This is a messenger RNA of Ruditapes philippinarum (Manila clam), 782 nucleotides long. RefSeq lists its product as uncharacterized. The transcript is spliced from 3 exons. The record is from RefSeq and is a predicted model, not a curated record. Lineage: Eukaryota; Metazoa; Mollusca; Bivalvia; Venerida; Veneridae. The coding region runs from base 108 to 647 and encodes 179 amino acids.
AAUAUUUUAUGACGUAACCUAAUUGUUGACGUCAAAUAAGACGUUUCAUUAUGACAUCGUUGUCUUAGUUGCAGUUUAUAUCGAAUCUUUGUACAACACGGAAUAAAAUGUUCACAAUAUUUGACCAGAGAAAUGUAUUUACAUCUAUGGGAUACGUGCGUGAUCGUGGACCAGUGAUACAAACAACAAUCCACGAUAGGAAAUUAUUUAAGUACGGAGGUAUAUGGUACGAGGCGAUGCCAACAUUUUCUACGAGGACUUCGUACACACAACCCCCUCAAAACAACAACUUUCCAUCACAAAACAGUUCAUCAACUGUAUGGCAUCGAUUAGUGCAGCAGGCCCAUUUAAAUUAUAAAGAUCAGCAGAAACAAGAAAAACUGGCGGCGGGAAGCGAAGAACAUGAACGAGUACAAAGAGAGGCAGAGACGAUUGCUCAAAGUGAUGCUUUAUGGAAUGAAUUAAACAACGGUACCGAAGGACAUGUGGACGAAGAGUUUAAUACUGAAGGAUGUGUGUACGAAGAGGAAGAAGAGCCUGACUUUUGGAAGUUUAUGAAACGACUAGGAAAAGAAACGGACGACGCAAUACAGCUGAUAAUGGAACAGGAGGAGAAUUAUUUUGUAGCUCGAUUUGAUUUUCAUUGAUUGUUAUUUGUAAAUUUUUUGAAUUGUUAUUUUUCUUGUUUUAUUUCAUUUUUCAAAUUUAUAACUGUUAAUUUCCGUGGAAAAAAAACACCCACAAUAAAAUGGUACUUUUUCAAAACUUUAUUUCAGUGUUGU